This is a messenger RNA of Harpegnathos saltator (Jerdon's jumping ant), 1731 nucleotides long. RefSeq names its product cyclin G (gene CycG). The transcript has 7 exons. The coding region runs from base 296 to 1354 and encodes 352 amino acids. The record is from RefSeq and is a predicted model, not a curated record. Lineage: Eukaryota; Metazoa; Arthropoda; Insecta; Hymenoptera; Formicidae.
UCAGCUGAAUCGACGCAAUAACAAGAAUUGGAGAGGGAGAAAGGAGGAAGCCAUUUCUUAUUCGACCAAUUGUCAGUCCAUGUAGUUAUUACGUGUUCUGUUUUUCUUCCCGGACCGACGAUAAAGACACAGGGCCAAGAUUGGGUGAUUCGCUGAAAUAAAGGCGUUUCGGACGCAUCCGGAUACAAGGCUAGCCAGCUGCGUCAUUCUUGUUGUGUGACUCCUUCUCGUCAGCCACACUACACAUCCCCUGGUGAUCAGAUUGUAGCUGGGCCGUUGUUGUAGUUAGCUGUUGAUGUCACACACUGCAGGAAUGGACACAUCGGGCUUGCCUGUACCGGAUGCAAUCCACCCACUGCUCGAACAACUGCAUGAGGCCCUGUUGCUGGAGGUUAAAUACCAACCGAACCUCCAUCAAUUACCUACUACGACGCAGAAUGAUGAGAUAACCAUCGGUGCUCGGGACGGAUCCGCUCACGUAUUAAGAUGCCUGAAAGUGUGGUACGACUUAUCAUCGGACGUCUUCUUCAUGGCCAUCAAUUUGAUGGAUCGCUUUUUGAGCAAGAUGAAGGCGAAGCCGAAGCACAUGGCCUGCAUCAGCGUAUCCGCAUUUCACAUCGCCGCUGUCCAAAUGGCGCAGUCUCUGGACGCCGAUCAUUUGGUCUCCAUUUCCCAGUGUAAGUGCACCGGCGGCGAUCUGAAGCGCAUGUCGGAACUGAUACAGAACAAGCUAGAAUGGGCGCCCGGCACUCAGCCCAUCACUGCGCUAAGCUUCCUGCGUCUGUUCAACGACAUGUUCCACACGGUAGCGUCGCAGCUAGGCCUCGGUGAUAUAUACACCAGUAUCGUCACGGAAUUCGAGCUGCUUCUGCGACUGGAAAUGGUCGUUUGCGACGGUAAUUGUGCCAGCCUCAGACCAUCCGAAGUGGCUUUAGUGUUGCUCUGCACGUACUUGGACGCCGCAGUUAAACGACUGGACGCGAACGCAGAUACCACCGCGACGCCGAUCGACGGUUCAUCCUCGCACAAUACAUCCGCCACGCAGGAACAGAUAGUACCGCUCGUACAGUUUGCUGCAGAGCUCAAGAAGAUAUGCAAAAUUUCAGAUGAAAGUUUCUUCUCCACUUACGAAGCAGUGGGCGCUAUACUGAGCAAGUAUAACGCUCAAGAACAAACACCUCACAGGCAGAGGCUAAUCUGGAGACUGUCGUCGCGCACGGCGCGCAUUUUACGCCCGACUGAUAAAUUAACAUCCGUGUUGCCGGCCAUCGCGGAACAUGCUCCGGUUCCUUCUCCGAGCAGAAUCAGGAAAAGCCGUAAAUUCACUCGACGUCAUGGGAACAAGAGACGUUAAUCUGUGACAUCGUUAUAUUUCUGAGGACGCGGAACUAGCAGUUGAAUGUCCAUCUGGUACAGUGAAUAACAGCAAGAUUCGUUUUCUCCUCCAGUACAAAGAUCAAAGUUUGGCCCGAGAGUACAAACAUCGAUUCACACAUCACGCAUAAUUGAUUUUUCUCAGAUAUUUCGUUUGUGUCGCCCGCUGAGAUGUACAUACUGGCGAAAUGUAAGUCCAUUAUCUCACUGUGUUAAUCUCAGCUCACGUUCUCAUCGCAUCAUACACACAAACACAUGCACAUAUUUUAAAGUAUUCGCGCGUACCUUUGAAUAUUUUAUAAAGGAGACAACAUUUAAAUCCCGUUCCGGCGGUAAGAUCGAAUAGUGAUGAAUAUA